UUAUGAAAACUACUUAAAAUACAAUUGACCCUAAAACUAGUGACAAUAUUCCUAACUUUGAUUCCAGCGAGGAAAAAACGUAAAUUCCUUCGUAUCCAACUAUUUUAUGUGCCCUUAUUCUUCUUGAUUCGCUUCCCCUCGUUCGAAAUAGAAUUUCGUCUUGCACCUGACAGAUCGCUGAUCUAACCUCAUAGUUUUGACGAUUAAUUUCAGUGUUUUUCUCACGUUCUUCUCAGUACUUUUUUCAGAAUGACCGAUUCAAAGGAAGCAAUGGAAGUUGAAUCUAUUGAAUCAGUUCAAGUUCUUGACUCUGAAGAUGUGUCCAAGACGUCUAUGGAAAUAGGCGAUCCGAGUAAAAAUGUUAUGGCCGCAGGAACUACUGGCUCAGUUACUUGCUCGUUACAUCCCCUGGUUAUUAUGAACGUUUCUGAACACUGGACUAGAGCCCGAGCUCAGAACGAGGAGAACGGACUGCCUCAAGUUUUUGGGGCCCUGAUCGGCAAGCAGAAGGGCAGGAAUAUAGAAAUUAUGAACUCUUUUGAGCUGGUUUUUAGCACUAUUGGGGAAGACACCUUCAUUGACCGGGAUUAUUACAAUAUGAAAGAGGAGCAAUUUAAGCAAGUCUUCAUGGAGAUGGAUUUUAUUGGGUGGUACACCACUGGAGGCCCCGCCAACAACUCCGACAUUAAAGUGCAUAAGCAAAUUUGCGAUAUUAACGAAUCUCCGAUCUUGCUCAAAUUGAAUCCUUGCGACAAAAAUAUCGAUCUCCUACCUGUGAGCUUAUACGAAACUGUGAUUGACCUGGUUAAUGGGGAAGCAACCAUGCUCUUCGUCCCACUCACCUACACGCUGGCAACUGAAGAAGCUGAGAGAAUUGGUGUAGACCAUGUAGCAAGAAUGUCGUCAAUGGAUUCAGGCGAAAGCUCCCUUGUGGCCGAACAUUUGACUGCUCAACAUAGUGCUAUUAAGAUGCUGCACUCCAGAGUUCGUCUAGUCCUCGAGUACAUGAAAGCUAUACAAAAUGGAGAUUUGCCCCGGAAUCAUGAAAUUUUGCGAGACGCCUAUUCGUUGUGCCAUCGGCUUCCAGUCGUACAAAGUCUGAGAUUUAGGCAAGACUUCUAUAAUCAAUGCAACGAUGUGGGUUUAAUGACCUACUUGGGAGCCUUAACGAAAAGCUGUAACGACUUGAAUCAAUUCGUCAAUAAAUUUAACAUCCUCUACGAACGGCAAGCUUUAGGGCGACGAAUGCGCGGUAUUUUAAGUUGGUAGAAAAUGUUUUCUGUUUUUUUCUGUUUAUUGUCCUUUACUCUAUAAACACUCCUUUGCAAGAUUAAUCUAUACACCGUGCUUAGAAAAGUUACUUCUUCAAAAAUAUAGCGUAAGGAAGACAGUUAUUUAAUAAUUUUGUUCUCAUAGUUAUGUGUGAUUAUUAAUUUGCUAAUAUAGACCCUUAAAUCCA
Dendroctonus ponderosae (mountain pine beetle) is the source of this 1459-nucleotide messenger RNA. RefSeq names its product COP9 signalosome complex subunit 6 (gene CSN6). Gene Ontology annotation, molecular function: metallopeptidase activity; protein binding. The transcript is spliced from 6 exons. Gene Ontology annotation, biological process: protein deneddylation. Gene Ontology annotation, cellular component: COP9 signalosome. NCBI's taxonomy places the organism in Eukaryota, Metazoa, Arthropoda, Insecta, Coleoptera, Curculionidae. The coding region runs from base 250 to 1269 and encodes 339 amino acids. The record is from RefSeq and is a predicted model, not a curated record.